UAAGUCAACUGAGACAGAAUGCCACGCUGUAAAACACGGCGCAGGAAGCGUCGUCUAAGAGAGGAGAGCGGUUUUAUAAGAUGGGCUGGCUUCCAGCUGCUCCAACGGCUCUUCAAUGUUUCCAUCGCAUGUAUCCUUAUUUAGUUGUUUAGUUGUGUAUGGCCAACAACGUCAAGCCUCACCUCUCCAUUGGCGAGAAACUGAAGCUGAUCGGGCUUUCGCUAUUUGUCGCCCCCUGUAUGCUCGCAAUCGUUGGUGCACAGGUGCUUCUGUUCGCUUUCCGGAACAACUUGAAUAUUCGGCUGUAUCUUUUGAGUGCUGGUGUCAGGGUUAUCUUUAGUACCUUUACGGCUCGUGAAAUCCAAACUUUGCUUCCACCUACCGAAGACGUAUACAGAGCAUGGAUCCAGCGAAAAGCUAGGCUUACAAAGGAUCCAGCGCUCAAGGAACGGCUCCAAUGCGAUAUAAAACGUCUCCCCGAUGGCAACUCAAGCAUUCUCUGGGUUGGAAACCGCCACAAAGCCCGUAAGGUGGUACUCUAUCUUCAUGGUGGAGGAUAUGUCAUGCCGAGCCAAGCAGGACACUUCGAAUGCGUGUGGAAUACAUUCGUUCUCUCCGGACUAGAGUCAGAUACCGAGGUAACUGUGGCAUUUCUACAGUAUUCCUUGGCUCCCGCUUCGAAAGUUCCCGUACAGCUCCGUCAGGCCGCAUUUGCUCUCUCCGAGAUUCUCAAAGCUGGCUUCAGCGCCAAAGAUAUCGUCAUCGGCGGUGACUCUGCUGGUGGCAAUCUCACUAUGCAAACUCUCAAGCAUUUGGUCGAGCCUCAUCCUGAAGCUUGUCAUAUCGCAUUAGAUGAGCCUCUGUCGGCUGCUGUGUUGGUGUCGCCGUGGCUCAGUACUGAGUACUCUAGCUCCUCAUGCCUGGAAUACGAUAGCAGCGAUAUGCUCUCGAGAGCCGUCAUGCGCUCACUGACGGCAGAUGCCUCCAUCUAUGAACAGCAGAGCGACUCGGACGAGACCAACAGCUGGGCGAAGCCCCUUGAAUGCAGAGGGGCUUGGUUAGGCAAGCUACACAAUGCCGUGAGGAAGAUUCACAUGACUGUUGGUGGGAGGGAGAUUUUGGCCGAUCAGGCAACGUCAAUGGCAAAGGCCAUUGAAGCCAUGAAGACGGAUGUCCAAGUAACAGUGGAGAGCGACCCAAACGCCGCCCAUGAUUUUAUUGUAGCCGAAGGAAUACUGGAACAAGUCGGCGAGGCGACGAUUAAAAUGAAGCAGUGGUUCAAAGGAUUGCUAUGAGAACCGAAUAUUUAGCAUAAUCCCCUACAGAUGAGGGAAGGUAUUCAGCAAUAGUGAGAAAUAGUCACUAUAGUUCUAUGCAAUACUGCCCUCCAGCACUCAAGACAUUUAGAAUGACGAGCAUUAAUCAGUCUGGAACUUGUGGUCACACACAUAGAGUGGCACAUAUUUUCAAGGUAUUUCUCGAAGCGACAUUGUGGUAAAUGAAGAAUUUAGACUGGCGUCAUAAUGAAUCAGAAAUGAGCACAGGU
Trichoderma harzianum CBS 226.95 is the source of this 1546-nucleotide messenger RNA. RefSeq lists its product as hypothetical. The transcript has 3 exons. The record is from RefSeq and is a predicted model, not a curated record. Gene Ontology annotation, molecular function: hydrolase activity. The coding region runs from base 159 to 1295 and encodes 378 amino acids. NCBI's taxonomy places the organism in Eukaryota, Fungi, Ascomycota, Sordariomycetes, Hypocreales, Hypocreaceae.